Messenger RNA from Adelges cooleyi (spruce gall adelgid), 750 nucleotides. RefSeq lists its product as uncharacterized. The record is from RefSeq and is a predicted model, not a curated record. The transcript has a single exon. The annotation marks the transcript as partial. Lineage: Eukaryota; Metazoa; Arthropoda; Insecta; Hemiptera; Adelgidae.
GGGCCGGUGUUCAUCAUCAAAGAGCUGGACAAGGACAAGAGCGAAUACGAGGCGUUCGUCACCAACGGCGGCAUCCAGGAAGUGAGGUCGGCCAUGGGACCACAGGCACAGCAGCAGCAGCAGCAACAACCACCGCAGUCCGGGGCGCCGGGGUCGCCGUCUUCGUUCGUCAAAGACACGGAAGAAGACACGGAAUACUUUGCCGUGUUGAUCACGCCCGAGACGGUGGCCCAGUUGCAGUUCGCCAAAAGCGCCCAAAUCCAAGUGCCCGUCUCCGUGCUUUUGGUGGCCGUCUCGUCCAAGCUGCCGUGGCUGAUGGUGUUGCGCCGCAAGAGCUACCCGCAGUUCUUCGAGUACCAGCAGCAGCAGCAGCUGCCGGCCGGAGUGCUGCCCCAGCCGGGCGGCGGCGGACCUUUGCAGCGCCGGAGGUUCUACGACCGACACCGCCGCGGUCUUCUGUUCGGCCAACAGCAGGACGAAGACGAGAUGACCCGGCUGGUGCCGUUGAUCUUCGAAGGGGAAAUGCUGUCCACCAUGUGCUACAACUUCAUACAGGACUACGUGACCGCCGGCAAGUUGCCCAGAGUGCCCGUAUCGGUCGCCGCCAAAACCGACCUAGGCCAGCAGCAGUCCGAGCAAAGAGCGGCCGAAUCAUACGCGGUGGUGGAGCCCACGUCGUCCGCGGUUCCCGCUCCGUCUUCGGCCGACACGUUGCCCGUGCAGAUGGCCGUUCCCAAACGGGUCGCGUAG